Molecule: messenger RNA, 2513 nt
Organism: Microplitis mediator
Lineage: Eukaryota; Metazoa; Arthropoda; Insecta; Hymenoptera; Braconidae
Product: mediator of RNA polymerase II transcription subunit 17-like
Exons: 4
Coding region: 228-2216 (662 amino acids)
Biological process (GO): regulation of transcription by RNA polymerase II
Cellular component (GO): core mediator complex; mediator complex
Molecular function (GO): transcription coregulator activity
Source: RefSeq, a predicted model, not a curated record
AUAUUUGUUGUUUACUCUCCUCGAUAGUUCAUAAUAAGAAAUAUUUAAUUAUACACUUAAAAAUCCUUAUCAAUUAUCAGCAAUCUAUUCAUUGCUAAUUAGUUUCCAACUGAAAAAUUUUACUUUUCAUCAAGUGAAUAGUGAUAUAGUAAACAAACAGCUUUAUUUCGUUUAUAUACAAACCAAUUAAAGCAUCGGGAGUGUAUAAGUUAAUUGUAAUAAUUACAAUGGUGUCAUCGAUAAGUAUCUCUGUUGAAGCACCGAAUGAAAAUAAAAUUCAAGAGAUCACUUAUGAUGGACAAGAAAUUUAUCAGGCGCCGCUCACAUUGUCAGAAAAUUUGGCAAAAACUGCACAGAGAAUAGAUUUUAAUAAAACAAAUACCUCAGCAUCAGACACUGAUGACUUUAAUGAUGAAUCUGUUGGAGAUGAUGGUGAAAAUGACAAUAAGCAGGGUUCUAAGGAAUCAUUUCCACCAAAUCCAUUGCUACCAUUCGAUAGCAUUAGAACAAAAUUAAAAAAUGCGUACACAGAGAUAAGUGUUCUACAUGAUGUGUUGGCGGUGAUAAGAGAAAAACGGUACAUGGUACUGGAUCCGAUACCACAAGAGUCACCGGAAGUUAAAGCAAUGGCACAAGUUUACGCACGAAAAAAAGCACUUGAAGGUGCAACUAAUGUCUUGCUUACUGCUGCCGAAAGAUUGAAAAACAGCCGCAAUGACAUGGCUGCCAAUAAAUCAACGUCUGAGUUCCACGUUGAGUUGUUGAGGCUACGUCAGAAUUGGCGAUUGAAAAAAGUGUCUAAUUCGAUAAUCGGUGAUCUGAGUUAUCGAACUGCUGGUUCAAAAUACGCACAAGCGGGAAUAUUUGAAGUAACUAAAGCAGAUGAUGAUGAAAGUACUGAGAGUAUUUCAAAAUCAAGCUCACCUUUGUCUUCAAGUCAAGCAACGGUACCGUCCUCCUCAUCGUCAUCAUCAUCAAAAACUUCAUCUCUGCGCGUAUCCAUUCCAACUGAAUUACAAGGCGUAGCAUACAUUAAAGUCUUGUGUCAAAAAGAUCAAGAAGAUUUAUGUAAUUUUAAUUUAAAUUUAUCAGCUGCAAGCGCGAAAAAAGCUGACAGUGACAUGCACUGGCAACAAAAACUCGAAGCUGCACAAAAUGUGUUAUUUUGUAAGGAGCUAUUUAAUCAACUGGCACGAGAAGCGAUACAUUCACAUGCAUUGAUACCGCAUUUGGUGGUCGGUAAUCAGAUAACAGCAUCUAUAUUCCCUAACAUUCAUUUGGUAAUCGCACUGUGCCACGGUCUAAGCGCCAGUGACAGUAAAAAAUCAUCUACAUCCUCACCAUCAACGGCAUCCACUCACAGCGCUGAACAUGACCACGUGCUUGAGCACUCACUUCAUCAAUUACUACGCGAAAUCCACCACAAAAAUACCCAUCAUUCAUUUCCGCAUCCGUCGUCGGGACAAUUCUGGCCCAGCAAACGCCGCUGUCUUGCCGGGCCAUCGGCAGCAGAUCGCUACGAGCUCCUGGAGAUGACUAAGAACCAAACGAUUCUAGAUCAAAUAAUAAAACAAACUCAGCACUACAUAAUGAGAAGACGUGCUGCAUUUGUGCUGGAUUCAAUUGCUAAAGAUGUAAAAGACCCGAUAAUUGUUUCACACUGGAAUGCGCUGAGCACACCCACACUAGCUUGUGUAAAAAUAAACAUAUGGACUGAUGGUUAUGACACCGUUUGUCGUACGUCCCUAGCUAUUUAUGUUUAUGAAAAGUCAUUCAAGUGCGUUUGUAGAGACGGCAGAGUUAUGCACAUGAGUUACGAGCCUCAAGAACUUCGUAAUCUUUUACUCUGUCAGAUAAAUCAGCAUCAAAUACUGGCGGUGCAAAAUUUGGCAAAAUGUAUGGGCUGGCAAUUUUUAGCAAACAGUUCCCAUCUUGGAUUGGGUCCUGUUGAACCACUGGGUAAUGCUAAGAGCUGUCUUUUAGCAUCACCUACUGGUGAUCGUAUGAUUGCAGUGCGUUGUGAUCCUCAGAAUGGCGUGCAAGUCUCGACUUCACAUUCGCCUAGAACAGAUUUCUAUCCGGGGCAGGUUGUGCGCGAGCGUAAAUGGGAACACCAAUGUGGACCGUUUAAAGAAGUACAGUGGGACAAAAUGGAAGGUAAAAAUUUUCUAAACAAAAUGGAACUAUUGAUGUCGUCACUCACUUGCUCUUUAUAAAUAUAGUGGUUUGAUAAAUUAAUUUAAUAUAAUUUUUCAUUUUGAUAUAUGAUCUCAAGAAAAAAGGUUAAGUAUUAAUAGAUAAUAUCAAACGUUUGUAAUUGUGUGCCUUGAGGAUAAUAUAUAUAUAUAUAUAUUUUUAUACUUUGAUCAUCACAAUUGUAUGUGUAUAUGUUAUAUAUUGAACUGUGCUAAAAAAUUACAUUCGAGCCCAUAAGUAAACUCAGAAUAAAAUUUUAUUUUUUAUGUAAAUUUAUUUUAAUUAUGUAUGUAAUUAAUACUUUAAUAAACAAUAAA